UGACCCUGCUUUUCUGUACACACACACACACACACAGUAAAAACGCAGCAGCCACUUAAAAGCCAACGCUAUGGCGCUUUGACCAGAGAUUUCCCACCACGCAUGCAAACAAUCGCCAUGAACACUUUUAGUCUCCGCUGACUUUCCCCACCGCGCUUUUUCCCGGGCGAAAUGGCGAGCGCGCUGCAGAUGAAGCCCUCCGGUCUGGAGCACACACGGAAGCGCGUGAUUGAUCCACGACGGAGACAGGCUGCUCUCUCAUUCCUCAGCAACAUCUCUCUGGAUGGACGACCCGUGCAGGAUGACGGGGACAUCCAGGCGGAGGAGGAGGAGGAGGAUGCCUCGAGGACUAGACAGAGCCUGGUUUGCGCUAUGGGCCAGCAGGCAUUGGCCGCGGCAGCGAACCAGGCUCUCAGCAGUGCCCGCGCCGCUGGAUUCAUGGCCGGGACUGUGGCUCCUAGCGCGGCCGCGGCGGCUCCUCCUCCUCCGGAUCCGGACGGGGACGCUCAGCUGCUACAGUCCGCCUUCAGCUCCCCAUUUUCAGCGGUGCCGCCAGCUACCAGAGGGAGACUCCAGACUUACACUCAGGGAAUCCUGCCGGUGUCAUACGCCCGGCAGUCCAGCCAGAACUACUGCUGUCUAGAGGGAGGGCAGAUUGCCAACUCAGCCCUGGAGCUCCAGAGAUCCAGGCGGAGACUAAUAUCCCAGCGUUCUUCUCUGGAGACUCUUGAGGAUAUUGAGGAGAAUGCACCUCUACGCAGAUGCCGAACUUUAUCCGGUUCUCCCCGACCAAAGAGUUUCAAGAAGGUCCACUUCAUUAAAAACAUGAGACAGCAUGAUAUGCGCAAUGGAAGGAUAGUCCUUAUCAGUGGCAGAAGAUCCUUCUAUAGUGUUUUUUCUGUCCUGCCCUAUCGAGAUUGUAGCCAAACAGGCAGGGAUGUGAAGGCAGAAAGCGGACGCCAGCGACACCCCUCAGGUGGAAUGAGUGCCAAGGAGAUGGUGAUCGGCCUGGAGGGGGUUGAACUGGGUGCAGAUGGCAAGACGGUGUCAUAUGCACAGUUUCUGUAUCCCACCAAUGUCCUGGGCCGUCGAAACACCAUCGACUCCACGUCGUCUUUCUCUCAGUCUCGUAACGCCAGCCAUCGCAGCCUCAUUCUGGCUCGUGCCAACAGUAACCAGAGUAGCCUUGACACAGGGAAUGAAUUGGGAGAUUUCAGGGAGUACGACCCAAAUCUUCUGGAUGACCCGCAGUGGCCAUGUGGAAAACACAAAAGAGUACUCAUCUUUCCCUCAUACAUGACCACGGUCAUCGAGUACGUCAAACCCUCUGAUCUGAAGAAGGACAUGAACGAGACCUUCAAGGAGAAGUUCCCACACAUUCGUCUAACACUGAGCAAAAUCAGAAGCCUGAAGAGAGAGAUCCGGAAACUCACCCAGGAGGAGUUCGGCUACGAGGAGUCUACAGUGGCCAUGGCUUUUGUUUACUUCGAGAAGCUGGUGCUUCAGGGCAAACUCAACAAACAGAACCGCAAACUCUGCGCCGGAGCCUGCGUCCUCCUUGCAGCCAAGAUCGGAGGAGACCUGAAGAAACAUGAAGUCAAGCUCCUGAUCGAUAAACUGGAGGAGAGGUUUAGGGUGAACCGUCGAGAGCUGAUCGCCUUCGAGUUCCCAGUUCUGGUGGCUCUAGAGUUCAACCUGCACCUCCCCGAGCACGAGGUCAUGCCACAUUACAGACGCCUGCUGCAAAACUCCUAGCGACUGCCCCAUCAGGAGAAACCGAGCGUCUCUCCUGAUCUUCCCCCGAAAAACCCUAUGCACAUCGCCAACGUCCACGAUCAUCUCCAGAUGUUGGAACGAAGACACUAUUCCACUGUUCUCCUUUCAGCCAAAGUGACAGCUCUUUCGUUUUCACUUGAAGAAGCUACUUUCUAAAGGGAAGACCUUUUUCCUUGACUGUUGAUUUUUCUCAGUUAACUGGAGACAUUUGUUUUCCUACUUGCAAGUGUUAGACAUACUGAGGGUUCUGUCAGCAUUUGAUCGCCCAUGUUGUUCGAAUAAGGCUGUUUUUUUUCUCUCUCGAUGAAACACAAAAGUAGCAAGAAAUCGAUGUUUUCAAUACAGUGGCAAGCUACAAAAACGCGACAAAAUUGGUCCGUUUGACCAGUGCUCUGUUCUGAAGCCAUACAAUAAGUUUUCAUGAGAAGAAGACUCAACGUUCAUCCAAAAAUGAAAAUCACGCCAAACUUGUAUUGCUUUGUUUUAUGCGCAGAACUCAAUUGUUGAUAUUCUAAAGUAGGGCUGCACUAACGAAAAAUCUGACAUUGCAAUAUUUAAUUGUUCUAUUAUUAUAUAUUGCAAUAUAUGAUGCAUCUAUUCAGUUUCACCAAAUGAUUGAAUAGCACUACUUGAAAAGAAUCUAUAGACACGCUUUAUUUUAGGCAGGGGAGGCUUAACUCACCUAGGCUAGAAACAUCCUUGCAGGUAUGUUGAGGCAAGUUGGUACUAAAACCUGCAGGACACCGGUUCUCCUGGAAGGAGUUUGGGCACCCCUGAUUUUAAGGCUCAUUUUAAGGGACUGAUAUUUUCAGUCCCGCUCUCGCCAGGUAUUAUUCCGCACUCUACCCCUAGAGGGCCGGUGUCUAGCAAAGUUUAGCUUCAACCCCAAUCAGACACACCUGGGCCAGCUAAUCAAACUCUUACAAGGCUUUCUAGAAGCAUCCUUGCAGGUAUUUUGAGGCAAGUUGGAACUAGAAUCUGCAGGACACCGGUCCUCCAGGACUGAGUUUGGGCACCCCUGAUUUUAAGGCUCAUUUUAAGGGACUGAUAUUUUCAGUCCCGCUCUCGCCAGGUAUUAUUCCGCACUCUACCCCUGGAGGGCCGGUGUCUAGCAAAGUUUAGCUUCAACCCCAAUCAGAGACACCUGGGCCAGCUAAUCAAACUCUUACAAGGCUUUCUAGAAGCAUCCUUGCAGGUAUGUUGAGGCAAGUUGGAACUAGAAUCUGCAAGACAACGGUCCUCCAGGACGGAGUUUGGGCACCCCUCAUUUUAAGGCUCAUUUUAAGGGACUGAUAUUUUCAGUCCCGCUCUCGCCAGGUAUUAUUCCGCACUCGACCCCUGGAGGGCCAGUGUCCAGCAAAGUUUAGCUUCAACCCCAAUCAGAAACACCUGGGCCAGCUAAUCAAACUCUUACAAGGCUUUCUAGAAGCAUCCUUGCAAGUAUGUUGAGGCAAGUUGGAACUAGAAUCUGCAGGACACCGGUCCUCCAGGACUGAGUUUGGGCACCCCUGAUUUUAAGGCUCAUUUUAAGGGACUGAUAUUUUCAGUCCCGCUCUCGCCAGGUAUUAUUCCGCACUCAACCCCUGGAGGGCCGGUGUCCAGCAAAGUUUAGCUUCAACCCCAAUCAAAAAACACCUGGGCCAGCUAAUCAAACUCUUACAAGGCUUUCUAGAAGCAUGCUUGCAAGUAUGUUGAGGCAAGUUGGAACUAGAAUCUGCAGGACAACGGUCCUCCAGGACGGAGUUUGGGCACCCCUGAUUUUAAGGCUCAUUUUAAGGGACUGAUAUUUUCAGUCCCGCUCUCGCCAGGUAUUAUUCUGCACUCGACUCCUGGAGGGCCGGUGUCCAGCAAAGUUUAGCUUCAACCCCAAUCAGACACACCUGGGCCAGCUAAUCAAACUCUUACAAGGCUUUCUAGAAGCAUCCUUGCAGGUAUGUUGAGGCAAGUUGGUACUAAAAUCUGCAGGAGACCGGUCCUCCAGGACGGAGUUUGGGCACCCCUGAUUUUAAGGCUCACUUCCCGCUAGAGGUCUGUGCGGGACUGAUUU
Danio aesculapii is the source of this 3823-nucleotide messenger RNA. It is a transcript of the gene cables1, whose product is annotated as Cdk5 and Abl enzyme substrate 1. The coding region runs from base 172 to 1755 and encodes 527 amino acids. Lineage: Eukaryota; Metazoa; Chordata; Actinopteri; Cypriniformes; Danionidae. The transcript is spliced from 10 exons. Gene Ontology annotation, biological process: nervous system development; regulation of cell cycle. The record is from RefSeq and is a predicted model, not a curated record. Gene Ontology annotation, cellular component: cytosol.